Messenger RNA from Ornithodoros turicata, 2478 nucleotides. RefSeq names its product scavenger receptor class B member 1-like. The transcript is spliced from 16 exons. NCBI's taxonomy places the organism in Eukaryota, Metazoa, Arthropoda, Arachnida, Ixodida, Argasidae. Gene Ontology annotation, cellular component: cytoplasm; membrane. Gene Ontology annotation, molecular function: scavenger receptor activity. Bases 1 to 1950 code for a protein of 649 amino acids. The record is from RefSeq and is a predicted model, not a curated record.
AUGGCUGCUGAAGCUGGACGACUCAAAGCGACACAACGUUCGACGCGUCACUUGAAGACCUGCCCGGAUUCUGAACAGAAGACACACUCUUCGGGACGAGCUGGUCGUCUAGUGAGGGGUCGACGUGGCAUCGGCGUGGCGGUGGUGACAGAUUCCCCCCAGGGGCCUCCCCCUCGGGACGUCAAGCAACUGGAGGACAUUCAUGUUCUCGAGCCCGAUUCACGUUGCUGCUGCGGGACCAAGAAAGCCAGUAUAGCAGUAUGUCUGAUGUCAUUGGCCCUCGUGUUGACAGGCGUCUUCGGCAUCGUCGGAUUCGACAGCCUUUUCCACAUCAUCCUCAAUAAGGAAGUGGCCCUCUCCCCAUCGUCGCAAGCAUAUCCCAUGUGGAAGGACGUUGGCCACAAGACCUUAGUGAAAUUUUACUUCUUCAAUGUGACGAAUCCUGAGGAAGUUCUGGCUGGAGGGAAACCCGUUGUAAAUGAACUGGGGCCAUACACGUAUAGGGCACUGUGGAUCAAGCACAACAUUACGUUCAACGACAAUGGGACGUUGUCCUAUCAGGAAACGAAACAGUACUUUUUCGACAGGGACGAGUCCGUCGGUCCUGAAACGGACGAAAUCGUUACAGUGAACGUCCCUUUCGUGACAACGGCAAAGUUACUGAAAGAACAAAACUUCAUCAUCCGUGGCAUAGCGUCCCUGUCACUCGCUGGCCUCGGGCAACGCAUCUUCAUCACCCGUACCGUGGGACAGCUUACUUUUGGUGGCUACCCGGACAUACUUAUCCUGUUGGGUUCCGUGCUGGAUGCAGGAAAACCGAAACCAGGUCAACCGGGAUUCAACAUUCGAGACGUCUUUGGACAAGGCUAUCGCGCCGUCAUCGAUGGCCUCGGUUACCUGCUCGAUCCGGAUCAUCCAGGUGCACCGGCGGGCAAGUUUGGCUACAUGGUUAAUAAGAACGACACAGUCGAUGGGGAAUAUACCAUAUACACGGGAGAAAACGAUAUUUCCAAAGUGAACGAAGUCUAUCAGUUCAACGGACAACGAAGCCUUCAUGUGUGGCCAGGGGAAGAAUGCAACCAGCUGCACGGCACGCUGGGCCAUAUAAGACCUCCAUUGUCAAAGAGUGAUGACCAAGUGGUUUUCAUCCCCGAUAUUUGCAGGUCACUACCAACCCACAGUGUGGGCACGGAACAGUUCAAAGGCAUGGAGGUGAAGCGAUUUGUGGCUGGACCCUGGUCAUUGGACAGUGGUCGCAAGUACAGAGAAAAUUCCUGUUUUACACUCGAUCGAGAUCUUCCAGAGGGCGGUGCAGACCUGGCUCCUUGCAAGCAGGGUGCACCACUCGUCUUGUCUUUCCCACACUUCCUGUACGCAGACCCCUCGUACCUGGAGGGUGUAAGUGGCCUCCGUCCCAACGCCAGCUUGCACCAGUUCUAUUUUAACAGUGAGCCUACGUUAGGUGUGACUGUGAAUGCGAGGGGUCGCAUCCAGAUCAACGUCAUUUUGGAACGAGUCUUUGGACUAGGGCCAUUUUCGAGAGUUGGCGAAGGAGUUCUUCCACUUUUCUGGCAAGAAACAUAUGUAGAAGCUCAGGGAAAAACAGUGCGGUUUCUCAACUUCAUCAUCCGCCUUCCGGAGUACAUUCAUUGGAUGGCUGUCGCUGUUGUAGUGGCGGGCUCUAUCAUCUUGGCUGUAUCAGCCUUUUGUCUUUUCAGGCCUCGAGACCAAUUCGACUUGGGUUCCAGCGUGAAGGUUCAUCCUGCCGAAGAUGGCAAGGCAACAGCAAAUAUGUCUGCAACCAUUCCUGGGAAAGUGGAAAAAUUGAUCCUUGACAGGAUACCCAAUAGACUCUCCACCACUCAGAACAACUUCAUCAACGAGCUCAAGAGUCACCGUAAGCAUUCCGAGCCAUCAGCACCGGUGCAGGAGACCAUCAUAGACCAGUGAAGAAGGUGCAUCGGGGAGCGGGUUGUGGAACUUUUAUAGGACACAACAAAUUGUUUCAAUACUCAGGAUACCGAAGCGAGAUUCUGAACUCACUCCUUUUGGUCACAGUCCUCUUGUGCGAAUUCCCAACGUGGCCACCAACCGUGUGGCCAAAGGUUGUGCGACGACCCAAGGUCAAGAGCAAGGGCUCAACUUUGUAAGGCUUACCAAAAUACGCACGUGAGGCUUCCUAACCGUACCUUCCCUGAGCACUCAUUGUUUCGUUCACGUUUUACAUCUGUCCCUCGAGGAAGACCGUCAACGAAAGAAACCCUCUCGCAUAUUUUUGGUACCCUAAUGUGAAAUGUCAGUCAUAGUCGUACCAUAAAUAACAGCAGGUGUGUGAAGCUAAGUGCCUAGGAGUAUGUAAUGUGACCUGUUUGUUUGCUCAAUCCAAAGUGGCCCUUCCGACAACAUUCCUUACAUGCCUUCAGGCGUCUUAACAUUGAAGAGGGGCAGUUGGAAGAAAAUAAACGCAUGCCUUCUGUU